GCUUCAGUUUGUCGCUGACCCUGCAGCCCCCUCCCCGGCAGCGGCAGCUCAGCCUGCGGGUCCGCCUCCUUCACAGGCGCUGCCCAGUCUCCCGCUGCCCUGAAUCAGACCGGACAUCCCGGCGUUCUGCCUGCCAAGCUGCCCGUGUCCAGCUACCUGGUCUGAGCAUCAGGUCCCAGUGCAAAAAGGGCCCCUGCAGGGUGACAGCCAUCAGGAAGUGGGUAACCAGCCUGACUCAGAAGCCUGUGACCCAUCCUGACUGACCACGUAACCUUGGCGAGCUGGUUAGAUAGCUGUGCAUUUGGGUGGCUGGAGCCUGCUUGCUAUUUAACAGGUCUCUGUGUCUCCUGGGACAGCAGCAGAAGAGCAGGAACCCCUGAGCUGUGACAGUUAUAGAUCGGCUAGCUGGCGGAAGACCAAGCCUGUAAUUCCCCUCAAGGUGAUAGUGGGCCCGGAAGCAGGGGGGCGGGGCAGCGGCUCACACCCCACCUGUCAGCAGCAGCAGCUACAAAGGGAAGGGCCUGGCCUCUGCCUCCCCACAGCUAUGGACUGACAAGUGGUGCAUGCUGAGGGACUCUCUCCAGAGCUGCAGAGCGUGUGAGUUUCACCAUGUUGGCACCAGGCAGUGGCCCAGAGCAGAGGAGCAAGCUUCUCCUGCAGUGGAGGCAGGUCUCCUGGAUCACCUGCUGGAUUGCUCUGUGUGCUGUGGAGGUGCUCCCCGCCUGCCCCUUCUCCUGCACGUGUGACAGUCGCAGCUUGGAGGUGGACUGCAGUGGCCUGGGCCUCACCACUGUACCCCCGGAUGUGCCCGCUGCCACCCAAAGCCUUUUGCUCCUGAACAAUAAGCUGAGUGCCCUGCCAAGCUGGGCAUUCGCCAACCUGUCCAACCUGCAGCGGCUGGACCUGUCCAACAACUUUCUAGACCAGCUCCCCCGGUCCAUUUUCGAGGACCUGGUCAAUCUGACCGAGCUCCAGCUUCGGAACAACAGCAUCAGGACCCUGGACAGGGACCUGCUCCAGCAUUCCCCGCUCCUCCGACAUCUGGAUCUGUCUAUCAACGGCUUGGCCCAGCUGCCCCUGGGGCUUUUUGAUGGGCUCCUGGCUCUGCGGUCCUUGUCCCUCCGCUCCAAUCGUCUGCAGAGCCUGGACCGGCUCACGUUCGAGCCCCUGGCAAGCCUGCAGCUGCUUCAGGUUGGGGACAACCCGUGGGAGUGUGACUGCAACCUUCGAGAGUUCAAACACUGGCUGGAGUGGUUCUCCUACAGAGGGGGGCGCCUGGACCAGCUUGCCUGUACCCUACCCAAGGAGCUGAGGGGGAAGGACAUGCGUGCGGUCCCCAUGGAGAUGUUUAACUACUGUUCCCAGCUCGAGGAUGAGAACAACUCCGCCGGGCUGGAUGCUCCAGGGCCCCCAUGCACCAAGGCUAGCCCAGAGCCUCCUAAACCUAAGCCCGGGGCUGAGCCUGAGCCCGAGGCCAGCACGGCCUGCCCUCAGAAGCAGAGGUACCGGCCCGUGAGUGUGCGGCGAGCCAUCGGCACAGUGAUCAUCGCCGGGGUCGUGUGUGGCAUCGUCUGCAUCAUGAUGGUAGUGGCUGCCGCGUACGGCUGCAUCUAUGCUUCCCUCAUGGCCAAGUACCACCGGGAGCUCAAGAAGCGCCAGCCGCUGAUGGGGGACCCCGAGGGUGAGCAUGAAGAUCAGAAGCAGAUCUCUUCUGUGGCAUGAGAGCUGUCUGUCUGGCCCAGGUAGGACAGCAAGGAGACUCCAUGGGACUGCUACCAAAAGGGCUGCCCUUCCCUCCAUCACAGGUCCUGUCUCAGUCUGACACUGGUACUGCCUCCCUCAGCUCCCUGGUCCCCAAUCUCUUUCCAAGCUUCCCAGAAGCUUCCCUGGGGCCAAAGAUUCCUAUGGAAGGCCGACUCUGAGCCUCUUGACUUUGGAAGCCCUGAGCCUCUCUGAUCUGAGGCUUCUGGUCACAGGGAGGAAAGAACCCAUACUGGAGACAUCAUGGGCACCAGGCUCGUCCCUCCUGCCCAGGGCCACCACAGCUGGUGACUCUCCCUACCUCUGCUCAUUCCCACUCCAGUCUGCAUUAGGGCCUGGGAGGGAGGGACAGGAGACCCAAAGCCAGAAAGACAUUCUUAAGUCCUUGCAGUGUGAAGUUUGUCCAGCUCUCAGCAGCUGGUGCCAACGUGUAAACACCCCGGCCCUGUGAUCUGGGUCCAAAGCUUAGAAAAACCAAAGUGGCUAUAAUGUCCCCCUUAGAUGGAUGUCAUUAUGUCCCUUUAUUUGCUAUAGACCCCUCUGACAUUAUUGCUCCAGGUUUAUGAAUUCUGUCCAUACUUUUUGUUCUAGUGUGAGGUUUAGAGACAGGGCCUUAUUCACUGUCAGACAGCGCAUCACUAUGACGGUCCCAGAUCAAAGUCUCUCUCUCUCUCUCUCUCUCUCUCUCUCUCACACACACACACACACACACACACACACACACACACCGUGAGAACUUGGGGCAGAGGCCCACUAUCCCCUGAUCCUGGAGCCCACAGUCCCUCUUCCUGACUACAGUCUUCCCAUGUCAUCAGGGGUUGGGUCCUCAACAAUAACACAGGGAUCCUUUGAGACCCUUUAAAUCGGGCCAAAGUAUGCAGCUGGAAGAAUUGCCCAUUGCCAUGGCAACCGCAGCACCUCUCCUGCUAGGAUUACCAGAGGUGUGCGUGUAUGCAUCUGAGAGCUCAGCUGCAGACCCCUGGGCAUGCCUGGGGUCUCCUCCCUGCUGGGUUCCAGGUACACCCCGGCAGUUUCUACUCCCACAGCCUGGCUUCUCCUGUCUCCUCUGUCAACUGCAUCUUUUGUUCGUGACCUCAAAGGCUGGGUCUGGGCUGUGCUCUGAGACUGGUGUCUCCUCACCUUAAGGAAAGCAGAUGUCAGGCAGUAAGUCCUUAAGAAAGCUGGCUGCCUUCAACACAUCCCCAACAGACUGCAGGCACAGGAACAGGAUGGCUACAUUCUGUUCGGAGUCCUGGGUGACGGGGCUUUCUUCCCCAGGGGCUCAUGGGCUCUGCCUGGUUUCCUGGGAGAGUGUGAUUGCUCCUGGACUACCCAGGGUAUACAAUGGCCGCAGUCCUAUUUGGGAUGGAGAUUGUUACCUCUGGGCUGUGCACAUCUUCAAGGUCACCGCCCUCUGUUCUCAACUGCCCCCUCCUUAGAGACUGGAUACCUCUGUAGGAGAUGCCAGACUGAUGCCUUGCCCUGGGCAGGGUCUUGGUAGUAGCCAGGUACACACUUAGGCACUGACAAUACACCUAUGAGGGCGGCAGGGCAGCCUCUCUGCCCUCCUUCUGGUCCUCCGCCACCUACUCAACUAGCAAGGGGUGAGUCCUGGGAGUCUCAGGAGAGCCUUCAAGGUUGUUCUCUGGCUGGCAGACAGAGAGCACAGGCUGCUCUUCAGGAUCACAGGAUCCUCUAGGCUGGGCCACAGUCUUCCUUCCUCUUUUGGCUGAUGGGCCAAUCCCAGAGCCGGGAUUUUCUAAGGGCCUGGGGGAGGGAGGGUGUUGUCACUGGUGAUAUCUUUAGCCUGAGACAGAAGAUUUUUAAAGGCAAAUUAUAUUUCUGGUUUGUCGUUUCAGAAGACCAAUAAAGACUAUUUUCCUAUGUA
Messenger RNA from Apodemus sylvaticus (European woodmouse), 3649 nucleotides. RefSeq names its product leucine rich repeats and transmembrane domains 2 (gene Lrtm2). The record is from RefSeq and is a predicted model, not a curated record. Gene Ontology annotation, molecular function: protein binding. The coding region runs from base 610 to 1722 and encodes 370 amino acids. Gene Ontology annotation, cellular component: plasma membrane. Lineage: Eukaryota; Metazoa; Chordata; Mammalia; Rodentia; Muridae. The transcript is spliced from 6 exons.